Rattus norvegicus (Norway rat) is the source of this 12838-nucleotide messenger RNA. Lineage: Eukaryota; Metazoa; Chordata; Mammalia; Rodentia; Muridae. The record is from RefSeq and is a predicted model, not a curated record.
GAAUGCCCCUUGAUAGCUUUCUUUGGUCAGGAGUACCUCCUGCCAUAGGAACAGAGCAGGAAAGCAUGAAUGUGGUUGAAUGCUGUCAGUAGGAAAAUGUCAAGUUUUCUGAAUCAACCAGGAGCAGCCCUUAGUGCCUUGAAAAGAAGGAAAGAACCUCAGUGUCUAGUAUGUGACAUUCACGAGUGGCCUUGGGCCAAGAUUUUCUGUCCCCUUCUUCCUCUUCUCUCUCUCCCCUCCCCUUCCCCUCUCUCUUCUCUCUUCCCUCCUCUUCCUUCCCCUUUUUCUCCCCUCCUCCUCUUUUCCUCCCCUUUCUGUCUCCCCUCUUCUUCCCUUCCCUUUCCCUCCCUCUUACCCCUCCCUUUCCCCUUUCUCCUCUCUACCCUCCUCCUUCCCCUCCCUUUCUCUCUCCCCUUCUCUUCCCUUCCCCUCCACCUCUCACUAGCCCUCUUCUCCUUCCCUUUUCUUUAUUUUUAUUUGUUUAUGUUUUGAGAUAAGGUAGAUUGGAGGGUUACUUCUAAUCAUACUGCUUCCAUGUCCUGAGUGCUGGAAUUACAGCUCUGCUACUGUGCUUAGUCUAUGUGGUGCUGGGAUUGGAAUUCAGGGCUUUGUGGAUGCUGGGCGAACACUCUACCAAUAUAGUUCAACAAGGCUGAACUAUAGCUAUGGCUUUAUUUUUUUUAAUGUCAACUGAAAAUUACAAUAGCUUCAAAGUCCUCUUGUCAGCUUCCAAGUCUUUCAUAGGUGAUUCUGGAGAUCCUCUGUACAUGAAGCUGGGGAGAUGGAGUGACAUUUACUAGCAGUCCAAAGCCCUUCCUCUGCAAUCCAGGAUAUAAAUGAUCUUUGAAUAACAUUUUUGGGUUACUUUGGAAAGACCUCAGAAGUUCUACUGCUAGAUUUCCCAUUAGGGAUGCCUUUGGCUGCACACAGCAAGUAGUGGAUUAAACAUCACAGCUUGUCCACAGGCGAAGUCCAGAGGACAGCAGGCCGAAUGGGUACUCAGUUCUGCUGGAGCAAGAGCUGUAUGUUGGCAAUGCCCACUCCUUGUUACACUGACCGAAAGGACGGACAGAGAACUUGUUUGGGCCAGCAUUCUGCUUCUCUGCAUCAGCAGUGUGCUUCGUCUGAUGCUUACUUUGGGCAGGGGUUGAUAUGUUUUCUUUGUGGCCUGUGUGGGAAAUUUGCCUCCCUUGACCUCAUCUUGGUUGAAGCCCCAGCUGGAGGCUCCUCAUACACUGAAACUCAGCACAGGCAUCCUGAGGACAGAUGUGUGGGGGCUGCCUGGAGUCCCUGUCUGUCAUUAGCACCUAUGUGCUGGUUCCUCACCCAGGGCUUCAGUCUUUUCAUAUUUACAGUGGGACCAACAGUAGUCACAACCUUUGGAGAGGGUAGAAAAGGAGUGUUGGCUUAGCACAUGAAGAUCACUUGGAGCAAUGACUCGGUAUAGAGCAAUCCACACUGGCUGUCAUAGGGAUGCCCUCAGGGCCUGGCUUGUGAUAGUUGCCCGGGAGUCCAGAGAGAUGUGCUGCUUAGCUGCAUGGAGCUGAGUUUCUGCAGGAAGUGUCAUAAAAGUCAGAAAACAAUAUUUUGCUCAGAAAAACUCUAUUAAGAAAGAUGGAAAUGGGAGUAUGGUUGUGGAGUCGUGGCUCUGAAAUCUGGAUCCAUCCGCCCUGGGCGCCGGGCGGGCAGGUUCGGUGAUGGCUCCCACAAAGAAGGGUGGCAAGAAGAAGAAGGGCCGUUCUGCCAUCAACGAGGUGGUGACCCGAGAAUCCACCAUCAACAUUCACAAGUGCAUCCAUGGAGUGGGCUUCAAGAAGUGUGCUCCUCGGGCACUCAAAGAAAUUCAGAAAUUUGCCAUGAAGGAGAUGUGGACUCCAGAUGUGCGCGUAGACACCAGGCUCAAUAAAGCCGUCUGGGCCAAGGGAAUAAGGAAUGUUCCGUACCGCAUCCGAGUACGUUUGUCCAGAAAGCGUAAUGAGGAUGAGGAUUCACCAAACAAGCUCUACACACUGGCAACUAACGUGCCUGUUACCACAGUCAAAAAUCUAUAGAUGGUCAAUGUGGAUGAGAACUAACUGCUGAAUGUCAAAUAAAGUUACAGAAUUGCCAAAAAAAAAAAAAAAAAGGAAGAUGGAAAUGCCAGGGCCAAAUCCUGAGUCUAACCCUUUUCUCAGAAAGGCUUCUCUUCCUGAAGUUUGCUCAAAACUGCUUGCUGAGUGGGUAGGCACAAGCAGACAACUUUGUCAUCCCUGAGGGGUGUGUGAGUAUGUGCAUGUGAGUGCAUGUGUGUCUAUAUGUUUGUGUGUGUGUGUGUGUGUGUGUGUGUGUGUGUGUGUGUGUGUGUGCAUGCCUGUGAGGGAGCACAUGCAUCCCCUGGUGCAUGUGCAGAGUCAGUAGGCAACCACAGGGCCUUGUUGGUUCCCUUAUGUUUCAGUGUGGGUGCUGGGGAUUGAACUCAGGUUGUCAGGUUUGGCAGCUCGUGCUUUUAUCCACUGAGCCGUCUUGCUGGCACCUAGGGAUCACAGUUAAUGUUCCAGAAAUACAUUAGUGUCUACUCUGAGCAUGCAGUUUUGCUUUAAGGCCACACAGGAAAAGCAGAUGUGUCAAAACAAAACAAAACCUAAUACAGCAGCAGAAAACAAGACCUGGUGUCUGCUGUGACCCUUGUCUCUGUCACACACUCCUGUAGCAGACUUCCCAAGGUUGUCACACUGCUGCUUUGAGAGGACCAAAGCCCGAGCUCUUUCCUCUCUUGGCAGUGGUGCUUUGGCUAUCGCCUCUCAGUGAUGAAUAUGUCCUCGUGGUCACUGAACUUACUCAGCAUGUCUAUCUACGCAAGAUUACAAACGAGGAACAAAGGCAAGACAUAAAAAGUGCUCAGGUAGACUGAUGUCAGUGGCUUACCCAGCUGGGCUUCGAAAGGACACCAAAGCCAGACACACUCAAUUCCAAAAUCUACAUAUAUCACAAAGUGAGGCCAGGGCCAUCAGGAAAGGGACAAGGGAAGGUGCUCCCAGAGUCAAGAUUACAGACCAUCAGAUGCAAAGGAAGUGACUUGACCCUGGCUAGGUGAUGCUGUGGAUUCUUCUGGUAUCACGUUCUUAUCUGUCCCCAGACAAGGAAGGCUGAAAGGACGAGGGGUAACUUAACAGAUGAUACUGUGUAAAAACCCUCCCCUAAUACCUAAAACAAGCAUAGCCAGCUAAGAGCCUUGACAUUCAAGAAGCGGCGGAGGAUAAGAACUGCAAACAGCUGUUUCUCACGUGGCUAUUGACAGGAAAUCUUGGUUGGAACCAGUAAAAGCUCGCCGUGGCAGUGUGGGAGAGCAGCUGCAGUUCUUUGCUCUGAGAGAAGAAAGUGUGUAUGUGUGUGUGUGUGUCUGUGUGUGUGUGUGUGUGUGUGUGUGUGUGUGUGUGUGUUCAACUGUGGCACCUAGUGUAUUCCUUAUGUUGCUCUGAUCUCUGUCCCUAAUGAAUGAGUUGCUCUUUUUGUUCCAUGGCUGCCUUGAUCUGUAUAUUGAAAGGCAGUGAUGGGGGAAGAGACAAGUUAUGCAUGGCCCAGCUGCUCUUUGCUGCUUAUUAGAUGCUGAGCAACUUAGUACUGCAUUAUCUUUAGGAACCACAAGUCUGUGAAAGCUAGGCAGUAUACGUGUGGCAUUUGUGAAUGUGUGUGUGCGUGUGUCUGUGUGUGUGUGCAUGUGCGCGCAUGCAUGCAUGUGCAAGUGCACGUUGCCCAUGUGUUCUCAUGCAGACUGGAGAAAGACAUCAAGUGUCUUACCCAGUCUCUCUUUACCUUAGUUUUUGAUACAGGGGUUCUCAGUGAAUUUGAAGCUUGCUAAUUAAUUAAUCUAGACCAGCAUUUCUCAACCUGUGGGUUGCAACUCCUUUGAGGGUCAAACGACCCUCUCACAAGGUCACAAGUCAGAUAUCCUGCAUAUCAGAUAUUAUAUUACGAUUCAUAACAGUAGCAAAAUUACAGCUGUGAAGUAACAAUGAAAGCAAUUUUAUGGUAGGACGUCACCGCAGCAUGAGAGAUGUGUUAAAGGAUCAUAGCAUUCGCAAGUCUGAGAGCCAGCAAAUUCCAGUGUCCACUGUUUCCGCCAGCAGUGCUGAGGCUACCAGCCUGGGCCACUGUGCUUGAAUUUUUUUUGUUUGUUUUGUUUUGUUUUGUUUUGUUUUUUUUAAUUCGGGUUCUGGAGAUUGAACUCAGGGCUUCCCAAUGGGCCCAAGCAGCCCUCAAUAGUUAUUUUUAAGCAAGCUUUUUGUCUUGCAGUAGUUUCAGAUUGGCAGAGAUGUCGCACAGACAGUGCAGAGUUCUAGCAUGCCCCACAUCUACUUUCCCCAUCACAAAGAUCUUCCAUUGCUAGGGUGAUGCAAAUGAAGCAAUCGAUUUUGUCAAGAUGUAGUUAACCACAUUUCUUAUUGUAUUUGGACUUACUCAGUGUUUCCGAGAGUAUAGUCCGUGCUCCACUUCAUGUCCAUGAUGCUGUGAUGCAUGGAAUUAUCAUCGACCAUUAGUCUCUUCAGGUCUGUGACAGUUGGUCAAUGUUUGUCUUAUUUUCAUGUUCUUUCCAGCUUUGUAGAUGACUCCCCCACUAUUUUAGUAGUGUAUCUUUACAUGUUUGUAGUCUGAGGUUAGUGUCAGCUCUCAGCUUCAUUGGAUUGAGAGCCAUCUAGCACAACCCUGGGUUUAUCUGUAAUAAACCAGGAGGGCUCUGACAUCAUGCAUGGAUUAAUGCACUGAUGGAUUCAAAUGUAAAUAGAAUUAAUAGUCUUUAAUAAGGAUUGGGAUGGCAAAAGAGUGAAGUCCCCAGUGUGUGUCAUUGGGAACUAUAUCUUGCUCUGUCCUUGUUACUAUCUGUUACCUAUCUAUUAUAAGUGGCCUUUUCUUUCUGCUUUCUGGACACCAUGGUCUGAGCUUCUUUGGUCUGCCAUGCCCUCCUCAUUAUAAUGGAUGGAGCCCUCUGAAACUGUGAGCUGGAUACAUAUUGUCUCCUGUCUUAGUAGGGUUACUACUGCCUCAGUGAAACAGCAUGACCAAAAAGUAGGGUGGAGAGGAGAGGACUGACUUGGCUUACACCUCCAUCUUCUUCAUCACGGAAGGAAGUCUGGGGAGGAAUUGAUGCAUGGCAGAGCCUAGAGGCAGGAGAAGAUGUAGAGGUUAUAAAGGGGAACUGCUUAUAGGCUUGCUCUCCCUGUUUUCUUAUAGAACUCAGGACCACUAGCUUAGGGACAGCCCCACUCACAUUCUGGGCUCUCCCCCAUUAAUCAGUAAUUAAGAAAAUGCCUUACAACUAGAUCUUAUGGAGUCAUCGUCUUGAUUAAGGUUUCCUCUUCUCAAAUAACUCUAGUUUGUAUGUCAACUUGACAUGAGACCAUUUUGACUUCAGACUCCAUUUUGCCUAUUCAGACCUACUCUCUCUCUAAUCAACACUAUUUCCCCCAAACAUACCUGUUACCAACCCCUCUCUAAGCAACACUAAUUACUCAAAACAUAAUGCCUGUUCCUAACAACAGAAAGGACAAACGAAUUUGAUUGGUUGAGCAAAAACACUUACAUUCAAUGUCAGUUGACAAUGAUGGAACCCUUGGGAAAGUCCCUAAUCCCUGAGUUCUGAUUGGUGAAAAUUAUAACCGUAACUUGGCUCAGAUGCUUGCAGGUUUUAGGCUUAGAAACCCUGCUUCAGCCCCUGCUUAGGGCUGCCAGAAGAGCAGGGUUCCUGAGUCCUUGUCUGGCUGCCAUGGUCAAUCGGUGACUGCCUAUGGUAGUGAUUUUGCAGUUUCACAAGCCCACUGGUGCUCUCCCUCCCUUCCCGUGGUGCACAGUGGACAUGGGGUAUCUGUCUUUUGGUCUUAGCAACUUAUCCUGAAGAGGGCUGUUAAAGACCUGGACACUGAGCUGAUGCAGUCACUAUAGCUGUGGUCUCAGCUACCCCAUGGGGAAGUGGAAUUUCUCUUUUGGAGAAGGUUUUCAUCGCAUUGACUCAGAAUGGCUGGGGUUACCAUUGCUGUGAUGAAAUACUACGGCCAAAGCAACUCGUAGAGGAAAGGGUUUAUUUGGAUUAAGCUCCUAUAUCACUGUUCAUCAUCAAAGAGGAUCGGGACAGGAACUCAAACAUGGCAGGAACGUAGAGGCAGGAGCCGAUGUGGAGCCACAGAUGGGUGCUGCUUACUGGCUUGCUCCUCAUGGCUUGCUCAGCCUGCUUUCUUAUAGAACCCAGGACCACCAGCUCAGGGACAGCAUUGGCCACAGUAGACUGGGCCCUUUACACCUAGUAACUAUUUAAGAAAAUGCCUACAGUACAAUGUCACGGAGGGAUUUUCUCAGUUGAGCCUUCCUCUCUGAUGACUCUAAUGUGUGUCAAUGUGACAUAAAACUAGCCAGAGCAGAUUUAAACUCAAUUCAGGUUUUUUUUUUUUUUUUCAGAGCUGAGGACCGAACCCAGGGCCUUGUGCUUCCUAGGCAAGUGCUCUACCACUGAGCUAAAUCCCCAACCCUUCAAUUCAGUUUUUAAAAACUAUUGAGAUGUGCUAAAGUCAGAUCCAGACUUGAAAAUUAAGCAGCACCAGGGCUAUGGCCAUGGCCCCUCACUAGAGAAGACAGCCUCUAACUACACUUAAACACUGUCAAAGUAAACUUCAGCCUCAAUGCUAUAGCCUCCAAUGAUGUGGCAGUGACUGAAGCCAUAGGCCACUGCCCUAUGCAAAACAAGUGACCUGUGAUGUGCCUUGUUUUCUGGACCUCUUUACAGAGGAAUCCAUUAAAUUCCUCUACAACAUCUUGGCUCUGAUACUAUUUUAAAUAUUUAACGUGACUUGAUGGGGCUGGCAAGAUGGCUUAGCAGGUAGAGGUGCUUGCUGCUAAGCCUGGUGACUGAGUUCGAUCUCCAGGACUCACAUAGUAAAAGGAGAGGUUUGACUCCUAAAGGUUGUCCACUCUCCUUCCACACUUGUGCACAGUGGCAUGUGUGUGCCCACAGACAAUGACACUCUCUCUCUCUCUCUCUCUCUCACACACACACACACACACACACACACACACACACACACACACCCCUCAAUAAAUAAAAUAUGCAGUCUUUCACUGUGACCUUAGAAUUUCCAGAAGCUCUUCUGAAGGCUUGAAGAAUUCAUAACCUUAAGUACUCCCUAUUAAUGAUUAAUAUUGUUUCUAAGCUCACUCCCUCGUUCAUGUUUUGAUUAGAAGCUUGUCUUACUUUUAAGUCAAGCCUGAUUUGCAGUAAAAUAUGACGCUGCUCCCUCUCCUCUGCAGGCCUGUGUCUCUCUGCUUCUUAAUCAUUUAAAACACUGCCAAACAAGCACACGUUUUCUCAAACAAAGAACAAAUCAUUACGCACAAAGGCCUAGGGCCAGAGAACAGAGUCUCGAGUGUGUUAGCAUAUUUAAUCAUCCCAUUUCAGGAGGAUAAUCCGUUUCAGCUCUCUUAGCCGUGCUCACUUGCUCGCAUUAUUCCUCUCCCUUCAAAGUGCAACUUGACAACUAUUUUUCUUCACAACAAGGCUUCGGGAAUGACUCCCACUCUGGCUGACUUCUCUGCUUUUGGGAUUGCUUCUGUGUGCCACAACUUUCCCAGUUGGCAACGUAUAUGAGAAGGAAAUUUAUAGUUCGUCCCAGGAGAAUCAUCUCAUAGAGAUGGCUGAUGGGGAGAAAGAGCCACCCAUGUUUUCAGUGGGGCUUGAACCCAGAGCCUCCUGUGUGCUAGCCAAGAGUUCCACCAGUGAGUUACCUCCCCAACUCCUGCUGCUUUAAGACUGGAUCUCACCAUGUAGCUCAGGCUGACUUCAAACACUGGAUCUGGUUGCUGCAGCCUCCCCAGCCUCUGGAGGCCUGAGAUUUCAGGUGUGUGUCACCUUGCCCGCUGGCUCCUCCUUCCUCUCUCCAUCAUGCUCCUCCCUAUACUCCUCCUCCUCCUCCUCUUCCUCCUCCUCCUUUUUCUUAGGCAAUGUCUAUAGUUUCUCUUCACUCCUGUAAAAAUCUUUAGUUCAUUAAGAGAUUCUGAGAGAGCCAAGAACAUGACCAGUACAUAGUAUAUGAAAAAUUUGAAUAAUGAUAAAUUUGGGGAAGAGACUAGGGCUCUAGCAAUGAAGAUUUAGAGGCGGAAUGUACAGGACUACCUGAGGUCCUGGACUAGCACCUAGGCAGAAGGCACACUGGAAAAAUUAGAAACUAAAAUUGUAGUUGUUUUACAAGUAACAGAAACCACUUUCUCCUUAUAUGGUGGCUCAUUAGUUCAUGGAGUAGUAUACACACAGGCAUAGAAGCACAUUCAUAGGCAGACACACACACACACACACACACACACACACACACACACACACACAGAGAGAGAGAGAGAUCAGGGAUAGACAGAACUGCUGUGGCAGUGACAUACAAUUGUCAAUUGUUUGGGACUUCAUUCCUUCGAGUUUCCCCUGCUUACUCUGUGGCUUCCAUUCUCAUCAUAUCAGAGUUCAAGGUUGUUCCUAGAGCACUGGCCAUUACAUUUGCACUUUGACAGCAUUGGGGUUGAGAGGGUACUUUUCCCAAAGAGCUCCUUUUAGUAGACUCAGAAAUCACAUAGAACAUGCCUACUAGGCAGGACCUAGACCCAGUCCCACGUCCUCCCUAGCUGAAGGAGAGUCUGAGAAAGCAGCUAGCAGCAUCCAAAGAGACUGAGAUGAAGCCAAUGACAAUCGGGUGUGUUCACUGUGUGUCAGUGAGCAGGGCUUGCUGUUAUGUCCCUCCUCUUCAUGCAUGGUGCAGCACAGAUGCAAAAGGUCUUUGUCACUGUCCUAGGGGACAGCAGGAACAUGAGUUCAAACCUUAUAGGAAUGGGUUUGGAAUAAACACCAGGCAGGGCGAAGUGGAACAAGAAAGCUUGGAUUUUGUAAGUGUGCCCAGCCUAUGGAUUUACUAUGAUAACCACAGUGAUAGGCUGGAUUCAACUUCAGUUAAAUCAUUUAUUGCUGAGCAUGGUGACACAUCUUUAAUCCUAGCAUUGGCAAGGCAGAGGCAGGAAGAUCUCUGAGUUAGAGACUAGCAUCAUCUACAGAUCAAGUUCCAGGACAGCCAGGGCUACACAGAGAAACCCUGUCUUAAAACAGAACAAACCAAAGCAAAGCACACUUUUGUUUUUAGUUUAGCCACAUGGCUCAGUUUUUCAUUUUCAUUGUAAAAACCCACGAGAGAAGACCUGAAAGGUGCUUUUUAAACCGAUCCUAUUUGUUGUGUACAGCGCUGUAUUUUCUUAGGCAUCCCAUAAAUGUCUAUUAAAUGAAUAACUGGUGUAGUUAGGAGGCUUUGUCCCCCAUGUUAUCACACUGCUGGACUAGUUAGAAAUAGAGACUGGUUAAAUGCUUAAGAGAAAGGGCAAUUUAUUGGCUCUUAAAAAAUCGUGUAUUCCAUUGCCUAUUGUCAUGGUUUCAUCAAAGAUUUUCCUUUAAGUAAAUGGUGGACUUUCCUCACUCACCUUCUAGUACCCCUUUCUUUCUCCAGCCUCCUAUAAAUUUCCCUAAAUAUCUCCACCUCUGUCUGUCUAUUUGUCUGUCUACCAUCUCUCUGUACACUAGAUUUCAGACGCCCACUCUAAUUCUGACCACGCAGGAUUCUGCUCUCCUCCGCUCACUUCAGAGUCAGGCUGCCAGAUGACUUAGUCCGUUUCUUUGGGCACCAGAAACUCUAUCUUCCCAUCACACCCGUCUUCCUAGUGUUAAGUUCUGCUUGGUUUGCCUUUCCUGUUUCUGUCUGCCUGUAAAUCUCUCCCUGGUUGACAUUGUUCACUGUGCACAUGACAUGUACUCUGCUAGGAGUCCUGAUUCAGGCUUUUCAUUAUUUAUCACUUCCUUAUGACACCAGGCCCAUCCCUUGACUGACAGCAUCUCAGGCCCACAGCUCUCCCCAGGAUGCCUCGGAGAUUCCAGACGGCUCUCUUUCUGUGCUUCUGGUCUUCCAAUACAGAUGUUGUACAUAUUUUCUCUGAUUUUUAUCUAGUAGCCUGAUAAGAAGUUCUUAUUGUUGUAGAGGUGAUAUUUUAAAGUCUACUAAGCAUUGCUUAUAAACAGUAGUGUUUAUAAUACUUUCCAUAAAGGAUCAGAAGGUAUAUCUCUCUGUCAUCUUUCUUUCUCUACCAUUUAUAUAUCAAUCUAUUACUUACCUACCUACCUACCCAUCCAUCCAUCAUCUGUCCAUCCGUCCAUUCAUUCACCCAUGAAUGUGUGUAUGUAUGAAUGUAUGUGUGUAUGUAUGUAUGUAUGUGCCUACUGGUCACCAAAUCCAAAUCAAUAAAUAAUAAAUCAGUCAUCUAUCCAUCAUCUAUUUUUCUUCAGUGGUGGAUAUUUAACCACUCUAUCACUGAAGAAUAUUCCUAACCGAAAGCAAACAUGCGCACACGCGCGCGCGUGCACACACACACACACACACACACGCACACAGACAUACCACACAUGCACACACACAAACACGCAUGCACACACACGCACACACACAUACACACACCCACACACAUGCACACACACACGCACACACACACGCACGCACACACACUCACAUACACACACACACUCACACACACACACACACACUCACACACACACACCCCAGUCAGGAUGACAGUGAUGAUAUAGCCUCUGUUGCAGCUCUCCAGCUUUGCUGUUGCAGGGCAAAACAGAUACAGACCAUUGUUAAACAAAUGGACAUAGCUGUACUUCAGUAAAACUUUAUGCAACAAAGAGCAGGUCAGCUUUAACUGGUUCUGGCCAGUACUGAGGGCUUGUCUGUGAGAGGAAGAUUUGAGUUUGAGCACAUUAAACUUACACUUCAAGGGAGUUGUUUUUCCCUCUCUCAUUUGUAAUAUUUUUUUUCUCGUUAAUUCAGAAAACUUGAAAUUUUCAGAUACGCAAAUUGCACCUGCGGGCAAGUACUCCCUACCUCUCGCUUCUCAGCUCCGUGAGUCUUGCCCUUGGUGAGUAACUGCUGAGGCCAGUGCUGUAGGAAUUCUGACAGGACUCUUCCACCCUGAUUCUUAAUUGCCUAACUUCUUGGCUUCACUCUCGCACUUUGUAGCUCACUCCCUGCUCAUCGUCCAUCCUCCUUGGCCUGUGUUUGGAACUGAGUUCACUUUUCCUCCUUGUGAAGGUUAGCACUGAGGUUAAUUAAAGUUAACUAAAGUUAAGUCCACAUGGCAGAAUCUAGACUUAACCAGGAGAUGGGCCUCUGGGAAGCCUGGGGCUCCUCUUCCUGUUAAUCGAGGUGGGCAGGUAGGCCCAUUACGGGCAUGGCUUCCCAUGGACCGUGCUGCUUCCAGCUCCUGCCUCCCUACCUCAUUUUUAUCUUUAGAACAAAAAUUAUUUGUGUAAGUAAAUGCUUCCUUACUGUGAUAGAAUAUUUCAUACUGCAUACUACAAAGGCACGGUUUAACUGAGGCUGUCUUCUGUGACGCAUCCCCUUAGAGUCUUCCACCUCUAACAUCGACCUAUCACCCUUCUGCUUCCUUCCUACCACCCCAAGUCUCCAGCAGCAAGCACCAUGGUCGACCUUCAGGUUAAAUUUUUUCAAAAGAAGGUAUUGGUUGGGAAGUCAACAACCAAGGUCAGUAUUUGCUCACCUGCCUCCCUGUCCUCCUGUGGUUAGCAGCAGUGGCACGUGCUCCUGCACUAAAGUGUCCCUCUGUUUCCUGCCCCACCCCAAGCAGAGCACCUGCUGUCCCCACUAUUGUUUAACAUAGGUAAGCAAGUGAGGUUGAUGAUAAAAGAAGUUAACAAAAUUGUUACUCUGUAUCACAGGAACAUAGACCCAGGUAAGUAGAUGAUGAGGAGAAGACCAGUUAAGAUUACUGCAGUGAAAUCAAAACAACCCUGAGAUUUCACCUCACACCAGUGAGAAUGGCUAAGAUCAAAAACUCAGGUGACAGCAAAUGCUGGCGAGGAUGCGGAGAAAGAGGAACACUCCUCCAUUGUUGGUGGGAUUGCAGACUGGUACAACCAUUCUGGAAAUCAGUCUGGAGGUUCCUCAGAAAAUUGGACAUUGAACUGCCUGAGGAUCCAGCUAUACCUCUCUUGGGCAUAUACCCAAAAGAUGCCUCAACAUAUAAAAGAGACACGUGCUCCACUAUAUUCAUCGCAGCCUUAUUUAUAAUAGCCAGAAGCUGGAAAGAACCCAGAUGCCCUUCAACAGAGGAAUGGAUACAGAAAAUGUGGUACAUCUACACAAUGGAAUAUUACUCAGCUAUCAAAAACAAUGACUUUAUGAAAUUCGUAGGCAAAUGGUUGGUACUGGAAAAUAUCAUCCUGAGUGAGGUAACCCAAUCACAGAAAAACACACACGGUAUGCACUCAUUGAUAAGUGGCUAUUAGCCCAAAUGCUUGAAUUACCCUAGAUGCCUAGAACAAAUGAAACUCAAGACAGAUGAUCAAAAUGUGAAUGCUUCACUCCUUCUUUGAAAGGGGAACAAGAAUACCCUUGGCAGGGAAUAGAGAGGCAAAGAUUAAAACAGACACAGAAGGAACACCCAUUCAGAGCCUGCCCCACAUGUGGCCCAUACAUAUACAGCCAUCCAAUUAGACAAGAUGGAUGAAGCAAAGAAGUGCAGGCCGACAGGAGCCGGAUGUAGAUCUCUCCUGAGAGACACAGCCAGAAUACAGCAAACACAGAGGCGAAUGCCAGCAGCAAACCACUGAACUGAGAACAGGACCCCCGUUGAAGGAAUCAGAGAAAGAACUGGAAGAGCUUGAAGGGGCUCGAGACCCCUUAUGAACAACAAUGCCAAGCAACCAGAGCUUCCAGGGACUAAGCCACUACCUAAAGACUAUACAUGGACUGACCCUGGACUCUGACCUCAUAGG